AUGGAGAGUAUGGCACUUCCUCUGCAGCAACAGUGGCAAUGGUGUUUUGUUUUCCCAACAUUAGAACGGCCUGAUGUCGGCAUUGGCGGCGGCGUCCCAAGUCAGCAUGAUAUCCGCCUGGGUGACAUUGUGGUGAUCAGUCCGCGGGAUGGGAUGGGUGGGUGGUGGGUUCCAACAGGGGUUUUGAACCAGCCGCCAACAGUCCUACAGGCUGUGAAUAGACUCAAGGCACAUUUUGAAAAUGAAGGUCUUGAGCUCAUGAAGGUUGUCAACAGUGUUCUUGAGAAGAAGCCGAGGUUACAAAAGAAGUAUAAGCGACCAGAACCAAGUAGUGACAGGCUAUAUAAACCUGGAUUCAUUCAUCCCCUAAACAUUAAACCAAGCUGUGCGGUAGUCUGUGGUGAUCAUCCAUCAAAGUUGACAGUUCGUGCCCAACGGACUGAAGAUGAGUCUCACAAGAAUGAGGAAUGGCAACGAUAUGCAGCGAUGGUGGCAGCUGCAUAUGCUAGAGAUCUUCUCUACCGCCUCCGUCCAGGGAACGUGGAGGUUGAGAAGCCGAUCAGGGAUAUCCUUUCUUCUGUUGAGCAUAGGGUGAAUCAACUGCAGCAGACUUCUCAAAAAAUAGCUUGUGCCGUUAAACACCUGGGCAACGAGACAAACAAAGAUAGAUCGAACGCUGGUUAUCACCGCCAGACAACAAAAUGUGCAAUCCGCUUGGAGCCAUAA
Molecule: messenger RNA, 726 nt
Organism: Blastomyces gilchristii SLH14081
Lineage: Eukaryota; Fungi; Ascomycota; Eurotiomycetes; Onygenales; Ajellomycetaceae
Exons: 4
Coding region: 1-726 (241 amino acids)
Source: RefSeq, a predicted model, not a curated record